This is a messenger RNA of Blumeria graminis f. sp. triticale, 534 nucleotides long. The record is from the annotation of a GenBank genome assembly. NCBI's taxonomy places the organism in Eukaryota, Fungi, Ascomycota, Leotiomycetes, Helotiales, Erysiphaceae.
AUGCAUUACAAUCAGCUUGCAAGCAUUCUCGUUGUGAUUUCAACAGUCUCUGGCCUCUCGGUUUCCAAAUCAGUAGCUUCGAAUAUAGAUAAGAGACAGACCGCAGGAAUCAACAAUCCUGGAUUUACCUGUGGAUCUGAUACGUUCUCUCAAGAAGUAGUUGGAAAGGCUGCCGAGAGAUCGUGUACACUUCAGGCCAAUCCAGACCUCGAUGACUUCUUCACACUCCGCCGCUUUCCAAGGAACUUCAAGCCCAAACCAGAUCAGGGCGAAUUUACCGGCGUCGAAGGGGAACAACACAUUUUUCCAGUCUUCAAAGAUGGAGACGUCUUCCAAAAUAACAGGUUAUCGGGCAGCAUUCGCGUCGUAACUACGGGUCUUGAUACAACUAACUGCACAGUAAUUGGUCUCGUCAAGGAAGAAAUAAAAGUUGAUGCUGAUGUUGAUUUUAAUGCUUCGGCCACCGAUGUUGAUCUCGAUUCCGAUCUCGAUGUUGGUAAAAAAUUUACUAAGUGCGAGCCAUUAACACAGUGA